Molecule: messenger RNA, 3300 nt
Organism: Solanum tuberosum (potato)
Lineage: Eukaryota; Viridiplantae; Streptophyta; Magnoliopsida; Solanales; Solanaceae
Product: putative late blight resistance protein homolog R1A-3
Exons: 2
Coding region: 2251-3150 (299 amino acids)
Source: RefSeq, a predicted model, not a curated record
UACGGAAAAGCUACUGGGUUCGUCCGAACCCAUGAACCCCCACCUAACUCCGCCUCUGGACUCAAGCAUGCUUGAAGCCCAUAAGUAAGUGAGCCUCAAGAUGUUUUGCGAUGAAAAAAAAAGCCUUUGGGAAUGUGCUUUCUCUGAUCCAUUCAUUGUCAAAUGUAUAGAUGCUUUGUUUUCUCUGAUCAGAACAAAUAGACAAUAAUGGAGGUGCUUUUUAAAUUAAGUAAAACUGUAUUUUAUUAUAUAACUCUAUACAGAUCUGCUUUCACACACCCAACUGGCAUUGACUUAGUUUUUAAUAUCAUCAAAAACUAAUUGAUUAAAGGAUGUUUCUAUAAAUGCAAAAGAGUGGAGGAAGUAUUCAUGUAACUCUUAUACCUAAUCUAACUAGACAAUAAUAGUUAUUUCAAUGCCAUUUCCUUUUUGAAAUUCAAAGAAAUUCAUUUUUCUACUAUAGGAAAAGGAGAAGUAAUGAAGGGUGGGAGAAUUUGUCUACUCCUUCAAGAAUAAUUUUGUUUCAAUUCCUUUCCAUAUUGACUUCAUGGCAGCUUAUAGUGCUGUAAUUUCUCUUCUUUGAGCUCUUGAUGAACGAAAUAUUCCAGAGCUCGUUCAUGGUCACACUGCUGAAACGCUCGAUUCUCUUCAUGCGACAGCUGAAUAUUUUCAACAGGUCCUUGAAAAUGCUAGCAAGAGUAGAUUUGACACUGAAAAGAUCAAAUCUUUGGAGGAAAAAAUAAGAGUUGCUGUUAGUUAUGCAGAAGAUGUUGUUGAGAUGAAAAUUUCUCAAAUCAUCAAAGUCUCGAGGUGGACAUCUGGAAUUUUACAACACCGAGAUUUGCUACCAGUGGUUAAGAAAAUGGAUGUAACAAAGAAACAAGUGAUGGAGAUUGUUUCUCAUGAUGCUGAUCAACUUCUUGAAUUUUCUGGGGAUUCCUUGAUUGACACUCCUUCUACAAGCAACCCAGUGCUGUCAGAUCAGUCGGGAGAUGAUAUCGUGCAUGGAAUUGAUGAUGACUUGAAGAUAAUAAUUAAAAGAUUGAUAGGACCACUGUCGGAUCUUGACAUUGUCACAAUAUCAGGCAUGGGUGGCAUUGGCAAAACAACACUAGCUAGAAAAGCUUAUGAUCAUCUUACAGUCAGGUAUCACUUUGACAUUCUUGCUUGGGUUACAAUAUCUCAAGAAUUUCGAUAUAAAAAUGUAUUGUUAGAAGCUUUACAUUGCAUUUCAAAGCAAACUGAUAGUUUCAAUGCAAAAGAUUAUGAUAAGAUGGAUGACUCUGACUUAGCAGGCCUAUUGAAGAAAGAGUUAAUUGGUCGUAGAUAGCUUGUUGUUGUUGAUGAUAUUUGGAGUACGGAUGUUUGGGAUAGCGUAAGAGGAAUAUUUCCUGAUUUUAAAAAUAGGAGUAGAGUCUUAUUGACUACUAGGGAAACUGAGGUAGCAAUGUAUGCAAAUACUUGUAGCCCCCAUGAGAAGAGCCUUUUGAGUGCAGAAAAUGGUUGGAGGUUACUUUGUGAUAAGGUGUUUGGACCAAAAUAUGAUCAUCCUCCUGAAUUGGAAGAAAUUGGAAAGGAAAUAGUAGAAAAAUGCCAAGGACUACCUUUAACAAUUUCGGUGAUUGCGGGACAUCUCUCGAAAGUGGCCAGGGCAUUAGAAGGUUGGAAGGAUGUUGCCCGAACCUUAAGUGAAAUCAUUGCUAGUCAUCCAGAUAAAUGCUUACGAGUGCUCGGUUUGAGUUACCACCACUUGCCUUAUCACCUCAAACCAUGCUUUCUAUCCAUGAGUAGUUUCCGAGUGGAUUUUCAGGUUGAGACUUGGAGAUUGAUCCGAUUAUGGAUAGCAGAAGGUUUCAUAAGGAGUUCCGAAAAUUGUAAACGUUUGGAGGAAGUGGGAAUGGAUUAUUUGGAGGACCUAAUUAGCCGGAACUUGAUAAUGGUCAGAAAAAGGAGGUUGAAUGGUGAGAUAAAAACAUGUGGAAUACAUGAACUUACCCUACUCUUCCAACACAAAUGCAUAAUGUUUUUCGCUUCAGUUUUCAAACCGAAUCUUAUUCAGUCAAUGACUAUUAUAAGCUAUUACCCCCUGUUGCCAGAUCUAUCUACUUAUUUUCUUGAUUGAAUCUACCUCUUGAACCCCGUAUUAAGUUUUUCAGGAGAUUUCCCAUUUACCGUUGUGAUCCUAUAAUACAUGAUUUUUUCUCUCGUUUCAAACUUAUCAGGGUAUUGGCCAUCUUCAAUGAAGAUAUAAUGUUCAAGUCAUUUCCACUUGUUAUUAAAAAGUUGUUUCAUUUGAGAUAUCUCCAAGUUCGAUUUCAUGGAGAUAUUCCUGAAUCAAUCUCAAAGCUUCAGAAUUUGCAAACUCUAAUUUGUGGUAGUUAUCCUUACAAUAUAACUUUACCUAGGAAGAUUUGGAUGAUGAAGAACUUGAGAUGUAUACGUCUGGAGGGACCUUCUAAUUUACCGAGUCCUAGAGCAGAAAGUCUUGUGACAGGGUUGCCAAAUCUAGAGGAAUUUUCUAUUCUUUGUUACAAUAGUUGUACAAAUGAAGUCUUUUCUGGCAUUCCCAAUUUAAAGAGAUUGAUCAUUCAAGCACCUUUCAACAUAGAAGAGUUUACUCAUCGGCUAUUGGAUAUGUCCAGAUUGACAAAACUCGAAGCAUUCAAGUUGUACGAGUCACCUUUUUUGGGAGACUCCAUCAAGAGAUUUGGUUUUCCAACAUCACUUAGGAGGUUGUCUUUAACUCGGUGUUGUUAUUUUUAUUGGGCAGACAUAACAUCAACUCUUAUCAUGUUGCCAAAUCUUGAAGAGUUCAAACUUAAACGUUCUCGAUCCUUGAGUCAUGAAUGGAUACUGAGUGAUAAAGACGAAUUCAAAAGCUUGAAGUUAUUGUUACUGAGUGGUGGAGGACUUUCGCGUUGGGAAGCUAGCAAUGAUAACUUCCCAAAUCUCAAACGCCUUGUUCUGAAGAAUUGCUGGUUCCUGCAAGAAAUUCCAGCAGAUUUUGGCGAAAUUUGUACUUUGGAAUCAAUUGAGUUACAUGAUUGCAGCACUACCGCUGAUGAUUCUGCAAGAAAGAUUGUACAAGAACAAGAGGACAUGGGAAAUAAUAUCCUUAAUGUCUACAUCCAUAAAAGUCGCAGGAAUUGAACCUUAUUUCGAGGGACCAUCUAAUGUCAUCUUCCAAAUGCAGAACCUUUUAGUUUAUAUUUUGAAAAGUCAAAUCAUAAUUCGGUUUUAUGUUCUUAUCGGUUGGAUAAAUUCAUGUUUUAGGAAUAAGCAUGUUUAAUACAUAUAUAU